UUGUUAGGAACAGAGGAGGAGAGUGGAGCGACCUGCUGUGUUUAGAGGUGGCUGUUCAGCAUCAGUAGGUCAGGUACCACCUCAGUAAAGCCUGUCCCCGGUCUACUGCUGCCUCCAGUGUCCUCCUGUUUCCCGUUCCUGUUAGGGACUCAUCUCCUCCAAGUAAAGGGUCUGGUCCAGAACAACAACAAAAGAGAGGUUCCUUUGUCCAGCUGGCCUCAGUCCAUCCUCUCAGGGACACUGAACGGAUUGGGGCCGGAAGUGUGUUGCUGUUGUUGCUGGCCGGACCCGGACCCGGACCCAGGACACACCUUUCUGUUUCCUCUCGCUGUGCAGUCAGUCUCUCCAGAAGUCUCUCAGCUCUCUGACAUGUCUUCUGUGGAUGGAGACCAGCGUCCCCCCCGAACCCACCGAACCGAGGCCGUAGAGGAGGACGGGAAUGUCGGCCAUGAUGUCGGCGUGAACAGCGACACAAGUGAUGCCAGCCGGUUGGAGUCUUGUUUGGAUCAACCAAUGGAUUCAAGCAGCGUCCAUGAAGUCAUCCAGUAUGCGCCCUCGCCACUACCAGCCAAACAUUACGACACCGAAACCACUGAACCAAUCAGCUGUGGUCUUAAUACUUUGGAGGAGCUGUUGUCGUGGAAACGAAGCGAGGCGAACCCCUUUAAUGUGGCAGUCAUCCCUCUGGCGCCUCGGGAGCCUCCUCUGGCCAGCUGUCCACGCCGGACCUUAGUGUCUCAUGACAUGAUGGGCGGCUACCUAGAUGACCGCUUUGCCCAGGGGACACAUGCCGAGGCUCCGUACGCCUUCUACCACUGGCAGUACAUUGAUAUCUUCAACUACUUCACACACAACAUGGUGACUAUUCCUCCUGCUGUGUGGACCAACUCUGCACACAGACAUGGUGUCCUUGUUCUCGGGACUCUGAUCACAGAGUGGACCGAUGGAGCCGCCAUGUGCGAGGCCUUCCUGAAGGACGAGGAGUCGUACCGGGCGGUGGCUGAUAAAUUGGUCCAGAUCAGCCACUGUUACGGCUUCGACGGCUGGCUCAUUAACAUAGAGAACGCCCUCAGUGAGGUCGCGGUGAAGAACACGCCUUUGUUCCUGCGCUAUCUGACCGACCAGAUGCACGAGCGCGUGGCCGGCAGCCUGGUGCUGUGGUACGACAGCGUGAUCGAGAGCGGACAGCUGACGUGGCAGAACGAACUCAACCAGUCCAACAGGAUGUUUUUCGACUCUUGUGACGGUUUCUUCACCAACUACAACUGGACAGAGCAGAACCUGGAGUGGAUGGGGGACUACGUUGGGGUCCAGGGCCGCCAGGCUGAUGUCUACAUCGGGGUGGACGUGUUCGCCCGAGGCAAGGUGGUGGGAGGAAUGUUGGAAACUAAUAAGGCGCUGGAAAUCAUUCGGAAGCACAACUUCUCGGUGGCCAUCUUUGCUCCAGGCUGGGUGUACGAGACCCACAACGAUAAGACCCAGUUCCGCGAGAAUCAGGACAAGUUCUGGGCUCUUCUGUCAGACCACCUGUACAUCCAUCGGCCAGCCUCACCUCUCCCCUUCAUCUCCUCCUUCUGCCAGGGCUUUGGGAAGGCUGUCUACUGUAGAGGACAGCGUGAGACCAACAGGAGCUGGUUCAACCUGACGGCCCAGGAGAUCCAGCCCCUGUACUACCAUAUGGAGCUGGAGGACCGGGGCUGGCUGAGCAGCCGCGGCUCCUCCGAGGACGCCUGGAACGGAGGCUGCUCACUGCUGCUGGACGGAAGCAUCCCCGCCACUCACACGUCUCCACUUUGUGCCAAGAUCUUCUCCCUCCACGUACCCCUGGCCUCCAAGACUCUGGUGACCCUCAUCUACAAGCCGUCUGCCGGGAUCAGAGUCUCCCUGGAGCUGAAGACCACAAAUGCCAGUCUCUGCACACACAUGGACAUCCAGGAUGUCAAAUCUGUCAGUGCGUCUCCUGAUGAACAGGAUGACGGGCUCCAGUUGGUGAGGCUGUUCUCUCAGCUGUGUGGCAACCAGAGUCCAGAUGGUUGGACUGUCGGGUGUUCACAGCUGGAGCUUCGUGGCUGCGCUCUUAGAGAAGUUUGUCUCAACAUCCAGCGGGACGGACAGCCUCGGGACACACCGUUCAGCUGCAGGGUGGGACAGAUCAUGCUGUUGGACGUAGCCAGUCUGCAGGUUCCCCCAGAGCUGGUUCAGGGUUUGUGCAUCUAUCACGUGGUGUGGCUGCGUGGUGCCGGGACCUCGCCAGAGUCCGCCUCUCCCUGCCUGCACUUCAACGCCACUCUGCGCUGGGUCUACCCGACCCAGCUGGUGCGUCACUUCAGGGUGUACUGGCGGCGGCUGAGAGGACCUGAUCCCAGAAUCCCCCCUGGUCAGCUGGUUCUGGUGGGCCGGGCGUACUCCAAUCUUUUCAGAGUAACGGAGCUGGCGGUGGCGGAGCCUCCUGGCCUGCUGGAGCUGGUGGUGGAGCCGGUGAUCAGGAAGGGCUUCCCGGUCCCAGAGAGCCACUGGGGAAGAAGAAGCCUCAGCUACACAGAGGACGUCACACAAUGACUUUAACAGAACUGCUUCUCCUGGACUCUUCAGACAGUCAUCGCUCUGAGGUCACAUCCAACAUUCAACCCAAGUUGGAGAACGUCAAAGAGACAGAUUUGAUGGCAGACAGACGUCACUUCAUGUUAGAGAAUGAAAUAUAAUGAUGAUCUCAACCUGCUUGUAAAGAUGAGACGGUAAUAGAUGAACGCUUGACUAGUAAUCAUGUUAUAUAUCCAGGGCUAUCAUGUACUGUACGUGCUGAGCAUGAGAUCUACACAGUGGACUUAAUCAAAUGCACUCUUCCAGUAAUACAUCUCAGGUUUCUCAAUCAUGUAAUACAGUCUUUCAUUCAUAGUCCAUCUGUCAGGUGAUGUAGCAAUUCACUGUGUGAUCCAGUGUUGAAUUCAUACAUCUUAUAUAUAUAUAUAUAUAUAUACAGUAUAUAAAUUAUAUACUGUAUAUACUGUGUAUAUAUAUACACAGUAUAUAUAGUACAAUAAUGCAAAGAACAAGAUUUACUGCUCCAAAUAUGCAAAAUCUACAUCUCUGCUUUCUUGUCAUUCUAAUUAUUAAUGUGGAUUUGGUUUAUUUCUUAUUCACUAUGAACUUUUCUGAUCCACUAAUGUGCUUUAUUAAACUAUGUUAGCCAUAUAUAGAUGAAGUCAGACAAUAAUCUUCACUAUGUUUAUGAUCUACUACGAGCAUACGUUUUGGUGUUUGUUGAUUUAAGGAGGAAAUUGUAUAACUGCAGGAUCAUUAAAAAAAUGUCUUGGAAUUGAAAUGAGGACUUUGAGCCCGGCUACCUGGCCACAUCAUCAUAAUAUAAUAUAAUAUAAUAUAAGUCUGCACUUAAACCUCAGUCUCUGCCCGGUGUGCUGGAGAGAGUCAACACAACAACAAAUGGGAUCUGUCGAAAUAUGUGUAUAAAAAGUGCAAAACAUUUGAA
Messenger RNA from Sebastes umbrosus (honeycomb rockfish), 3487 nucleotides. It is a transcript of the gene engase, whose product is annotated as endo-beta-N-acetylglucosaminidase. The transcript is spliced from 16 exons. NCBI's taxonomy places the organism in Eukaryota, Metazoa, Chordata, Actinopteri, Perciformes, Sebastidae. The record is from RefSeq and is a predicted model, not a curated record. Bases 370 to 2559 code for a protein of 729 amino acids. Gene Ontology annotation, cellular component: cytoplasm. Gene Ontology annotation, molecular function: mannosyl-glycoprotein endo-beta-N-acetylglucosaminidase activity. Gene Ontology annotation, biological process: protein deglycosylation.